AUGUACUUAAGGGAGAGAAGAGCAACAUCCUAUCAGAAACCUUAAGUAGGUCAAGACGAUUUGAGAAAUCAAUUGAAUUUACUUGAUUAAUUUGUGAGACCAACCUAUGAUGUUAAAUUGCCCCAUGAUCCUAGCCAAAAAAGUGGAAUUAGAUAAUCUAGUCAUUUGAAUAAAUCCUUUUAGUUUCCAAAACUGUCAACAUUGCCUGAAGAAUCAAUAAAUGAGGAAGUGGCUCAAAUGUAGCAGGCUAUAGAUCAAUAAAACCAGACUCUAAAGCGAUUAUUGAAAGAAUAAAGAGAAGUAAGAUUAUAAAUGGAUUAUUAAGAUAAAUAAAGCUUAACUUUUUAAGUAAGAACUUGAGAAUUUAAAAACUCAAGUUCAAACUAUACAUCUAAAAUUACCAAAACUGCCUCAAUACGAAUAAUUAAAUGAAAUUAAACACGAAAUUUCAUCAUUAAGACAAUCCUUCUUCCAAUAAGCUUAACAGCCCUAAUAGCCAAUUAUACAGCCGCCUUAGAUAAUAUAUUAACAAAUGCCUUAACCUCUGCAACAACCCCAGUAUUAUCCCCCUCCUUAUCCAUAUUAUCAGCCACCUUAUCCUCCUUAUGGAUAGCCACCCCCUCCUCCAUAUGGAUAGCAACCUUCUCCCUACCCACCUUAGCAAUAACUAUAUUAACCCCCUUAUUAGUACAAUCCUUACCAAUAUCCUUACUAACCUCAGCCGUAUCCCCAAGAAGGUUAAUAAAACUAAUAAAACCCUUAAUCGGUUGGUAAAAUAAAGACAAAAACUGCUGGAUCACAAGGCUAAAAUUCAAGAAGAUCUAGUCAGAAUACGAUACCUUUGGUUUCCAAGAGAUCCAUUCAAUAGACCAAAUAGAGUUUCUUUUCAGAUGUAUGAUAAAUAUAACAUAAAAGAAGAAAGGAGAUAAGAAAGUGCCAUUUCAGGGUUCAAGACUGAAAGUAAUUUUUAAUGCUGUUCGAUUUGCUAUGAGAUGGAAGAUAUAUUGCAAACCGUUGAAUAUUUUAUGGAGAAAAUUAUAUAAACAUUCUGUUGAGUGUAAAGCAGUGAUAUAGAAGAUUUCUUAUCAUGUUGCUUUGAAAAGAAUAAAUGACUGGUGCAAAAUGGUUUUAGCGAAAGUUGAAAAUUACUUGACGAAAAUAAAAGAAAUAGAUUUUAUUGUAUAUUUCUUUGUUAUCAAAAGAAUCCAGAAAAACCAUUGACGGAAUAGGAAUUAGAUCAAUCAUAUAUGUAGUUAACAAAUGCGAUGAAGUAUCUGAUGACAAGUCUAGUUACUUAUUGUACAAACGAUUUCAUGAUACCAGAAUUGAAAUUUUUAUCUUACCUUUAGUUUUUUGAUUAGCCAGAAAUAGAUAGAGGACUGUUCGUUGCUAGAAGAGUAUUAUUUUGGAAGGAAAAAUAAUUAGACAUGACAAAAACUUAAUAGAUGAUGAUUGUAGGGGAUCUAGUUAUAUUAGUACACAUACUGCCUGCCUUGAUGGAAAUUCCAGGUUAGGUAUUUUUAGUCAAAUGCAUGGUGUCUCUUGUUUAAAUUCAUUUUAUGAAAUAUUUUGAUUUGAGAGUACUCAAUCGAAAUCCAGAGUACAGGAUUAUUCAAUUAAAUUUGGUGGAUGUAGUGGAUGGAAAAUUAGUUGCCAGAUUAGAAAAACUGGAAAAGUUCGAAGAUGAAAGAUAUAUUGUAGGUGUCUAUGAGGACAGUCAAUUUUAAGGGUUUUAUGCUAAAAGACCUCAUUUCCAAGAUGAUAUGCAAAAAGCGCUAUUUUAAAUUCAUACUAAUUUAUUAUAAGCAUUAGCUGCUAAAUGA
Paramecium octaurelia is the source of this 1823-nucleotide messenger RNA. NCBI's taxonomy places the organism in Eukaryota, Ciliophora, Oligohymenophorea, Peniculida, Parameciidae. The record is from the annotation of a GenBank genome assembly.